CGCUGCUGGGAGGACUUGACGACCGGCGCUCGUCGCUGGUUCGUGGCUUGAGCGUGCUGUGGGACCAGCAUGCUGGCUGGCGCACUACUGUCUGAGGGGUUCGACGUGGCAGAUGCCACGUGUCAUCUUCGUGGCUGCUGCCACGUAGGACUGCUGCUGAGGUGGAAGGCGCUGGGCUCCUGUAUUGCUGUUCUGCUUGACAAGUACUCGGAAGAAGGAUUCAGGACUGUGGUUGGGGUCGUGAUACGAGCAGGGCAGCUGGGGUGUGCUGUACAGGAUGACAAUUCCCAUGAAUCUCGCAUGCAUGAAGAAGAGCCAGGCACCACAGAUGGGAACCAGUCAAGUGGAAAGAGACAAAUCUUUCACGAGGAAAAGCCCAAAGAGGAGAAGGUGGAUGACACUCGAGUACAGGAAGUUCGUAGGGUCCUUCAGAACAGUCCAAACAAUUCGUACACGUCUGACUCAAAAGUGGCCCCAACCCCUCCCAGUCCUCCCAGAUCGUCAGAGCCCCCAACCCCUCCCAGUCCUCCCAGAUCGUCAGAGCCCCCAACCCCUCCCAGUUCACAGCCCCCUAAACGUCCGGGUCCAGCGCCGAAAUCGCAGCCAUCACAGUCAGUUCAAAAUUUCACUCAACCAGAUCAGGGGCCUGCAACUCGCUCCGGCAGUCCCAACGGUCCAUCUUUGAUAUUUGAUUCCAGCUGCACUGCGCCAGAUCUUGAUGCGCCAAUCAGUGAGGACUGUACCAUACGGGAGGGCAAUAAGGUGGUUGAUUAUCUCAACACGAUCCGAGCACAAAACGGUCUCCCUCCCUUCAAGACAUCARUUCAGCUCCAGAGCGCUGUACGUCUUCAGCUGCUCACACUUGUUGGAUGCGAUGUAUGCAACCAGGAGGUUGCUCAGUGCAUUGGCAAUUGCAAUUCUUCUCAGCCAGCAUGCCGUGGUGAGUGCGAGGCGGAGUAUGAGCAGUGCAAGCAGACUGAGUGUUCCCCUCUGUUCUUCCUCGACUGCUGUUCUUGCUCUGCUCCUGCCGAAUCGUUUGCCGGCAGGCAUUUGCAGGACGACCCCAAAAAAUACUGCAGCCGUGUCGACUCCCACCUUUCCUCGAACAACGCCGGUCAGACUGCAAAGGACAUCAACAGUAAGAAUAAAGCUCCGGCAGAUAAGAAUUACAACUGUGUAGCAUGUGGCACUGCUAAGCAAGAAAAAGUUGGAGGCUAUGACUUCGUUACGCUCUGCAAAUUUUGCCGAAAGUGUCCCGGUGCAAAACGCCCCACCAAGUCCUAGCUCCCAUCCGAUAUCUUGGCCCGAGGCUCGGUUCUGCUUUCACAGAAACGAGUAGUCAACGUGUCUCACACCUACCAAUAUUAGGGUUGGAGAAUGAAAUUUCCAUUAAUUU
Messenger RNA from Chara braunii, 1396 nucleotides. The record is from the annotation of a GenBank genome assembly. NCBI's taxonomy places the organism in Eukaryota, Viridiplantae, Streptophyta, Charophyceae, Charales, Characeae.